Colletotrichum truncatum is the source of this 2970-nucleotide messenger RNA. Its product is annotated as cyclic nucleotide-binding domain-containing protein. NCBI's taxonomy places the organism in Eukaryota, Fungi, Ascomycota, Sordariomycetes, Glomerellales, Glomerellaceae. The record is from RefSeq and is a predicted model, not a curated record. Gene Ontology annotation, molecular function: protein-containing complex binding; protein binding.
AUGAGGCGGAAUCGAUCCCCGUCAUCACCCUCGCCCUACCGGGCUCUUGCUCAUGGCGCUGGUGCCGCAGGGCCCGGCGGGGUGCCUGAUUCCAUCUCCCUCCUCAGGUCUUUCAACGUCGACACGAACCCAACUCGCCCUAUGCGACCUUCACCAUUGACUGCGUCGACAAUCCGGGAUAUGCCACUUGACCUUGUUGACCGUAUUAGAUCUUUCCCGCUGUUUGUAUCUGCACCCGAAGAGUUUUUAGCUGCAAUUGGAAAUCACCUACGACCGCAGGUUCAUGCUGCCCAAGAUCAUAUCCUUACCGAGGGAGACGAUGCUCGGGCGAUGUUCUGGUUGGUGCGGGGUGUUGUGGCUGUCACUUCCCGUGACGGAGAAGCCAUUUACGCGGAGCUCAAACCUGGUGCUUUCUUUGGGGAGAUCGGCGUACUAAUGAACAUUCCUCGCACUGCCACGAUCGUUGCUCGGACAAAAUGUCUUCUCGUUGUCCUUAAAAAGGAGGAUCUCCAGGCAGAGUUGCCCAAGUUUCCAGAUAUGGAAAAGGCAAUUCUUCAGGAGGCCCAAGAACGCUUGAAUAUUCUGAAAAAGAAGCGCCAAGAAGGCGGGCAGGCUAUAAAGCCCCCGUCGGCACAUAUCAAUGGAACAAGAGAACCAGCGCCGGGUGAGGUUUCGACAGGCGAAGUCGGUACAAUCAAGGAGGGAGCAAUUGUGAAUUCAAAGAAGAGAAAAUCACCAAGUCCAGGAGCCAUCGAGGACCCUGCUGCGGGAAGCGCACUCGGAAGCGGUUUUGUCAAUGUAAGGAAAACUUUGAAAGAGUUGCCUCUCUUCUCGACACUGCCCCCCGACAUCCUCCACUUCCUCGGCUUGAGCGCCCAGCCGAAAACAUACUCUCCGUUUACGGACAUUAUACAGCAAGGUUCAGCGGGAAAUGAGAUAUUUUUUAUCGUUCGGGGGGAGGCGGAAGUAAUUCACGAUGCGCCCAACACUCAGGAGCCCUUCAAAAAGUUAACACGUGCGUCAUAUAUACGCCCUAGAUUGAAAGCUGGCCAGUAUUUUGGAGAGGUUGCAAGCUUGGGUUUGUCGGAAGGUCGGACGGCAACUGUGCGCGCAAUCACCACAGUCGAAUGCCUGGUGAUCCCAGGUGACGCGCUAGACAAACUAUGGAGUCGAUGCCCACCCGAUAUCAAGUCUCAAGUGGAAGAGACUGCACGAAAGAGGUACAAGAAGUCGGAUGACGACGUAGAGAUGGCCGAUGCGGAUCCUAGGGAACGGACCACCAAGUCAGAUCCUCCCACGCCGACUACGCCCAAGGUUCUGCCGCAUGUUACAUUCACAACUCCCUCAAAACCGACUUCUCCUGCCAAGGACGACAACGACACCAUGGAACCAAAGGACCCCGAUCCAUUUUUAAGCGUUGACAUGGAAAACAUGCGGAACAGGCGACGCAAUUCUUUAGCCCCUCCUACCCCGCAGUCCGAUAUGUCUUCGCCGACAGGGGUUAAUGGUUACCGUCUGCACCAAAUUGAGUCAACACCGCUUCGUUUCUCUAUCCCCCAGUCACCUCCCGAGUCGGAAGCACCCGUUAAGCGAGCCCGAACGUUACCUCGCCGGCCGCACCCAGCUCAUGUCCAUGCUCUAUCGGACGACAUGCUUGUUUUAGCCUUUCGUUUCUUGGACAUCGCGGAGUUGAUGCGUGCGCGCCUUGUUUCGACCCAUUGGCGGAGGCUGUUGACUACACAUCCUAAAGUGUGCCUUGACUUGGAUCUUUCAGAGUACAACAGAAGGGUUACGGACAUGGCCAUUAGGUCAUGUAUUGGUCCUUUUGUUGGCACGCGACCGGAGUCCAUCGACAUAAGCAACUGUUUCCAUAUCACUGAUGAUGGCUUCCGUAGCCUUUGGGAAAACUGCGGCCGCAAUGUGAAACGGUGGAGGAUGCGUUCUGUGUGGGAUGUCUCUGCAAACCAAAUCCUAGACAUGGCCGAGAACGCAAAAGGCUUAGAAGAGGUCGACUGGAGCAACUGUCGAAAAGUUGGUGAUAACCUCCUUGCCCGUGUCGUCGGCUGGGUGGUACCCGAACCACCGCCGCCGCAGCCUGCCAGCAAACAAAUUGUUAUUUCUAGCUCCUCCGCGAAAGUUAAACCUCAGAAAGCCGCAGCACAACAAGCACAACAAGCACAACAAAGACCAGCCAACAUUCCCAAACCAGGGACGAUCAUUGGCUGCCCUAAACUCAAACAUCUCAACUUAUCAUAUUGCAAGCAUAUCACCGAUAGGUCAAUGGCACACAUGGCGGCUCACGCUUCAAAUCGCCUAGAGUCAUUGUCUCUUACGCGCUGCACGUCGAUUACCGACGCAGGUUUCCAGUCAUGGGCCCCAUACCGGUUUCUCAACCUAUCGCACUUGUGUUUGGCUGACUGCACCUAUCUUUCGGACAACGCCAUUGUCGCACUGGUGGGCGCGGCCAAGAAUUUGACGCACUUGGAUCUAUCGUUCUGCUGCGCACUUUCGGAUACCGCAACAGAAGUUGUAGCACUUGGGCUGCCACAGCUUCGCGAACUUCGUCUAGCGUUUUGUGGCAGUGCCGUCUCGGACGCUAGCCUUCAAUCUGUGGCUCUACAUCUCAACGAAUUGGAGGGUAUUACCGUUCGUGGUUGCGUCAGAGUAACAGGUGGCGGCGUCGAGAACUUGCUUGAGGGGUGUGGGCGACUUGAAUGGGUCGAUGUCAGCCAAUGCCGGAACCUCGAGAGCUGGAUAAGAAGCGGAGGCGUCAUGAGAUGGGGAUUUGAUGAGCGCGGCGGCAACGGUAUGUCACCCGGCCAAGUGCCUUUGCCGUUGCCAAGCCCGACGCCGACUCCGACAACGGAUCACGUCGGUUUGAGUGGCAGACCGCAUGCACUCAGCUUCCGUCGACGGGCGAGAAAACCGGUACGCUUUAUCGUUGAGAAGGGGGCAUUCGGAUUGAGAUGA